Molecule: messenger RNA, 7422 nt
Organism: Cydia splendana
Lineage: Eukaryota; Metazoa; Arthropoda; Insecta; Lepidoptera; Tortricidae
Gene: Khc-73
Product: kinesin-like protein KIF13A
Exons: 39
Coding region: 165-5867 (1900 amino acids)
Biological process (GO): microtubule-based movement
Molecular function (GO): ATP binding; microtubule motor activity; microtubule binding
Source: RefSeq, a predicted model, not a curated record
ACAACAUGGCGGACGGGCAGUGUCAAUUUGGGAACGUCGUGAUCAUAACGUAAAAUAAUGGAUUUUGUUGUUUUAGAAUAUGGGUGAAUAUGUGCAAUAAAUUAUUAUACUUUCAUGUGCUAAGUGUUGUGUUUUGAUUGUAUUUGUGUAAUUUAAGUGAAACAAUGGCCUCGGAUAAGAUUAAAGUAGCCGUUCGGGUACGACCCUUUAACAGGCGAGAACUCGAACUCGGCACACAAUGCGUGGUGGACAUGGAACAACAGCAGACGGUGUUGCAGUAUCCACAGGCUCACGACAAAGACAGAAAACAACCAAAGACGUUCGCCUUCGACCACUGUUUCUUCUCGCUUGAUUCUUCGCUUCCCAACUUCGCCUCGCAGAAGACCGUCUUCGAGUGUUUGGGCAGGGACAUCCUCGACAAUGCCUUCGACGGGUACAACGCCUGCAUAUUCGCGUACGGACAGACAGGUUCCGGCAAAUCGUACACGAUGAUGGGCGCCCCGGGAGCUGACGAAGGCGGCAUCAUCCCCCGGUUAUGCGACGCCCUGUUCGAGAGAAUUGCGAGGCAGCAGUCACCGCCAGCGCUCACUUAUAAGGUGGAAGUCUCCUACAUGGAGAUAUACAACGAACGAGUGCACGAUCUCCUCGACCCGGAGACAACGCGCAGAUCUCUGCGCGUGCGCGAGCAUGCCGUGCUCGGGCCCUACGUCGAUGGACUUUCUCAGCUCGCAGUUUCAUCAUUUCAGGACAUCGACAACCUCAUGACCGAAGGAAACAAGUCCCGAACAGUCGCAGCCACAAACAUGAACAGCGAGUCAUCUCGCUCACACGCCGUAUUCAGCGUCGUACUAACUCAGACGUUGUGUGAUGCCGCGACUGGAGUUACGGGGGAAAAAGUCGCACGAUUGUCGCUGGUGGACUUGGCGGGGUCGGAGCGGGCGGUGAAGACGGGAGCGGUUGGCGAUAGGUUGAAGGAAGGAUCUAAUAUUAACAAAUCCCUAACGACGCUCGGCCUGGUCAUAUCGAAGUUAGCGGACCAGUCGUCGGGCAAGCCCAAUAAGGACAAGUUCGUGCCCUACAGAGACUCCGUGCUCACUUGGCUGUUAAAAGAUAAUCUUGGAGGCAACAGCAAAACUGUUAUGGUGGCAACAAUUUCACCAGCAGCAGACAAUUACGAAGAAACAUUAUCGACCCUUCGCUACGCGGACCGAGCGAAGAGGAUCGUCAACCACGCUGUUGUCAACGAAGAUCCUAACGCCAGGAUCAUUAGAGAGCUCAGACAGGAGGUGGAGGCUCUUAAGGAGAUGCUUAAAUAUGCCACGGGUUCGCCGGUGGGUGAGGACGUGCACGAACAGCUGGCGCAGAGCGAACACCUGAUGAAGGAAAUGUCCAGGACAUGGGAGGAGAAGCUAGUUGAAACUGGCCGAGUACAAAGCGAGCGCCAGCACGCCCUGGAGAAGAUGGGUAUCAGUGUGCAGGCGAGUGGCAUUCAAGUGGAAAAGAACAAGUACUAUCUCGUCAACUUGAACGCUGAUCCGUCGCUCAAUGAGCUUCUGGUGUAUUAUCUAAAGGACCGAACAAUGGUCGGCGCCGACAGCUCAGCCGACAUCCAACUCUCCGGCCUCGGCAUCCAGCCCCACCACUGCCAACUGAUCUUAGAGGGGGGAGGCCUUAAUAUGGAACCCGUCGGGGCCGCGCGAUGCUUCGUCAACGGGACCCCUGUGGUUUCUAGAGUGAGAUUAGGACACGCGGAUAGAAUACUGUGGGGGAACCAUCACUUCUUCAGAGUCAACUGUCCAAAGACUACAACGGCGGCCUCCGAACCUCAAACUCCAGCACAGCCUAUCGAUUACAACUUCGCACGGGACGAAAUUAUGCUGAAUGAGCUGAGCAACGACCCCAUACAGACCGCCAUAUCGCGGCUCGAGAAGCAACAUGAGGAGGAUAAACAAGUGGCAUUAGAGAAACAAAGGCAAGAGUACGAGCGACAAUUUCAGCAGCUAAGAAACAUACUGUCCCCGACCACGCCGUACCCACCGUAUUCAUACGAUCCGCUCAAACUUGGCAAAAUGGCGGCCUGCACCCCGACCACGGCCGCGCGCGUGGAGCGCUGGGCCGCGGAGCGCGACGACACGUUCCGGCGCUCGCUCGGCCGCCUCAAGGCGGACAUACUGCGCGCCAACGCGCUCGUGCAGGAGGCCAACUUCCUCGCCGAGGAGAUGAGGAGGAACACGAGGUUUAGUGUCACCCUGCAGAUACCGCCGCAGAACCUGAGUCCUAAUAGAAAGCGCGGCGCAUUCGUCUCAGAACCGGCCAUCAUGGUGAAACGGCCUGGGCGUGGCGGACAGGUGUGGUCCAUGGAGAAGCUGGACAACAAACUGGUGGAUAUGAGGGAAAUGUAUGAUGAGUGGCGGCGACUGCAGAGCGACGGGGAUGAGCCUCCAGCCGAAAAAGCCAUCGACCCAUUCUACGAGUCGCAGGAAAAUCAUAACCUGAUCGGUGUCGCCAACGUGUUUCUGGAGGCGCUGUUCCAUGAUGUCACACUCGACUAUCACACGCCCAUCAUCAGCCAGCAGGGAGAGGUCGCGGGCAGACUGCAGGUGGAAAUCAGCAGAGUAGCGGGACAGUUCCCACAAGACAGAAUAUGCGAGGCAGCUUCAGAUAGUUCGGGAGACAUGAGAGAUGAUGACGACCCCUCGGAUCCUGCCACUCAACAGGUGACAAUCCGCGUAGCCAUCAAGCAGGCGACGGGGCUGCCCCCCUCUCUCUCCCACUUCGUGUUCUGCCAGUACUCGCUCCUCGGCGAGGCGGUGGUGGUGGCGCCGCACGUGGGCGACGCCGCGCCCCUCCCCCUCGCCCCCGCGUCGCCGCGCGCCGCCGCCGCGCCCAACGUGCACUUCGACCACGAGCAAGACCACACGCUGACUUUGACUGAGGAGUUCAUUGAGCAUUGCGCAGAGGGCGCCCUCUCCAUCGAGGUGUGGGGCCACCGCUCGGCCGGCUUCAGCCGCGGCCGCGGCAACUGGGAGGUGGAACAACAACAGCUGGCCAAAGCGCGCUCGUUGGCUGACCGCUGGGCGGAGCUGACGAGGAAGAUAGAGCUCUGGGUCGAGAUACAUGAGCUGAAUGAUCAGGGCGAAUACGCUCCUGUUGAGGUUGUGUCACGACCAGACAUGGUGACCGGUGGCGUAUAUCAACUUCGUCAAGGGCAACAACGUCGACUAGCGGUCAGAGUUAGACCGGCACACAACUCGGGCACGUUGCCUAUCAUCUGUCAGCAUAUCGUCAGCGUUGAAGUGGGCUCCGUCAGUGUCAGGUCCCGUCUUCAAAAGCCGUUGGACUCGUACCAAGAGGAAGACUUGGCCGUGCUCAGAGAGCGGUGGAGCGACGCGCUCGCGAGGCGACGCCAACACUUACACGCGCAGCUACAAAAACUAGUGAACAUGUCGCCUUCAAUGAAGAGCGAACGAGACAUGGAAAGGGAGCAAUCGCUAGUGGAGCAGUGGGUAUCGCUCACUGAGGAGCGAAACGCGGUAUUAGUGCCAAGCCCCGGCAGCCCUAUUCCUGGAGCGCCGGCCGCAUGGAACCCGCCGCCCGGCAUGGAGCAACACAUACCGGUGUUGUUCCUUGACCUCAAUGCUGACGACCUAACAACCCACCCGUCCGGCGAAGAAGUGACUGUGGCCGGUCUCCACUCCAUCCUGCCGAAAGAGCACGGAAACAAGUUCUACGAGCUCCAGAUAUUACAUCACCACGAUAAAGAUGUGUCUGCUAUCGCGUCUUGGGACUCGUCCAUUCACGACUCGCAGUAUCUUAAUAGGAUUACAGAAGCCAACGAGCGCGUGUACCUGAUCCUUAAGACCACCGUCCGCCUCUCGCACCCCGCACCCAUGGACCUCAUCCUGCGCAAGCGGCUGGGACUGAACAUCUACAAGCGACAGAGCCUCACUGACAGGAUACGCAAGAAGAUUGUCAGAGUGGACCAACUAACGCAGACCGGAGUAACUUACGAGGUGGUGUCCAACAUCCCCAAGGCCUCUGAAGAAUUGGAAGACAGGGAGAGCCUCGCUCAGAUCGCUGCCACCGGCGAAGAGGCUAGCGCCGCGGACGGAGAGACUUUCAUAGAGAAAUACACCCGCGGCGUGAGCGCAGUGGAAAGCAUCCUGAGCCUCGACCGGCUCCGGCAGAGCGUCGCCGUCAAAGAGUUGGAGCAGGCCCGCGGCCAGCCUGUCACUAUGCGCAAGACCGCCUCCGUGCCUAACUUCUCACAGCUGACGCAGGCGCUCGACAGCGCGACAAAGAGCGGAGCUAACAUCAUGCGCCUAGACUCGUCGUUCGAGUCGCUGAGCGCGGCGGGCCGCUCGGGCAGCGUGGCGGACCUGGCCGCCGAGCCGCGCCGCGCGCGACACUCCUACGCCGCGCCCGCGCACAAUGACCCCGACAUCACCACGCCUACGAAACCUUUUGGACUCGCUCGGCCAACGUUCCUAAACUUGAAUUUGAACCUGAACUCACUGCGACUGCAGACGCCGAACAAGUCAUCCCCAGCCAGUGGUAAGCUGGGUCUUCGCAUGACGACCCUGCACGAGGAGCCAGGCAGGAGGAAUGAUGAUGAUUCCCAUUCGGAGCCGGAGUCUGCUGCCGACGCACUUACCACGCCAAGGGAACAUAGACAGCGAGCACGGACAUCGCGCGGGUUCCUGCCGACGUCGAAGACGUUGGACUCGCUCCACGAGCUCGCUUGCGAGAGGGUGCCUACUAAGAACUCGCCCUCGAUAUCAUCCAGCGGCUAUGGGUCCCAAGCAGUAUCCUCAACGAAUCUGACGAACGACGACACACUGUCCAUUCGCAGCAUGUCCGUCGACGACACGCCAGACUUCGAUAAGUCGGAGUAUGCACUUAGGACGAAAACUUCCAUGGCUGGGCUGAGGACUGAGAUCACUGAACUACGCAACGAUAUCAGCGAACUGAAGAACGACAUCGUCGAGUCCAAACACGAGCUAGACACGUCGUACGAGAAGAAGACCCCGGUCACGCCCGGCGGCCGGCGGAUCAACCCGUUCAUGAGGGACUGCGAAAACGGGAUGGUGGAUCCAUUGGGCGCGAUCCCUGUUGAGAACUUGAGUGUUGCCAGCCCGCCCGCGGAGCAGAUCGUGAAUGGCGAGCAUGAAAUCUCGGGAGAAGCUGAUGUAGAAUCAGUGAGCUCAGAACAAAGCCACGAAACAGAGCGCAGUCGAGAAGCUUCUUCAGUUGGUGAAAGCGAUUCGACCUCCGGGGACCAGGUCAAAACACAGCUCCCGGCUGGCAAGGUGGUCCGCCGCCGCGCGACCAACUCGUCCCGCAGCGGCGCGCGCGCCUCGCACCCCGGCGGGCGGCCGCGCUCCGCCGUCGAGCCGGGCCAGCAUGUGCACAACCUUAACAAGACGUUACACGACACACCGGCGUCUUCUACUGAGAGGAUUGGAGAUGACGAAUCAUCAGAAACGCUCCUACACACAGCGCCCGAUUGGCUCACAGUAGGCGAGAGCGUUUCCCUGCGCCUGAGCAGCAGCACCGGCGUCGUGGCCUAUGUAGGACCUGCACAUUUUGCUCACGGCCUAUGGGUCGGCCUCGAGUUGGACGCGCCGACUGGCAAAAACGACGGUUCCGUCGGCGGCACCCGUUACUUCCAGUGCCGGCCCCGACACGGCAUCUUCGUGCGCCCUGACAAGCUGGUGCAGGACAGGCGGGGCCGCUCCGCCCGCCAGUAUAGGGACUCCGAGCUCAAGCGGGCCGGCAGCAAAGGAGAAGGCCUACACAACUUACACAGAUCGAGGAGUCGCGGCGAAAGCAUAAACGUCGUGGGCACCAAAACUAGAAGCAAAUAAAUUCACCCUCACGUCCGUAACUCCGUACCAUACCUUGUAGAGUACUACCAAUUUUAUAAGUUACUAUACUGCACGAACUUUAUUUGUGUAGCAGUGUAAAAAUUGACCAAUCACAGCGCGGAAUUAACACGCGAGAAAAGUUCUCAAUCGCUAUUGGUUGUUGCGUGACCGAGGUGUUACGUGAUUGGUUCAGUUUUAAAGAUGGCCGUUGUAACUUAUAUCUAUGGUUAUACUUGGACCGAAUUAUAAAUAUACGUCCACCACCCUGUUUCGUUUUUUUAGCAAAUGGUGCUUUCUAUGUAGUUUUCUGUUGCAUGAUAAAUUAAAAGUUUGAAAUGUUGAUGUUAUCAGAUGUAGGCAUUUAAUUUAUUGUGUGAUAAGUAUAAGCAAUAUUUUAUGCGUUUACGUUGUUCCCUUAUUGAGAAGUUGUUAGGAAAUUUGAUCUUCUCGCAUUUAUUGACUAGAUUAAUAAGAUGACGUAGAAGAUCUUUUGAGAUUUCCAUAUAUCGCAAUUUUAUAGUAUUUGACAUUACGAAUUUUCUGUGAACGAAAUAUUUAUUUAUUUUACAUUUUUUGACACAAUCGCAAUCCUAAUUGACUAUGUUGUAAAUAUAAUUGGACAUUUUAAAUAUGUGAUUUAAUUUAAUUCUUUUUAGAUGUAAAUAUGUGAAUUUUGUGUGUAUUAUUAAUUUAGAACCAAUGAAAUUUUUGUGAUCAGUGAUAAUCAAUGGUUUUGUAUAGAUUUUUUUACUGUAUAGUUUGUGGUAUAGAUGUUAUUGUAAUUUAUUUAUGUAUCAGUUUAUGUUGUCUAUGGAUGCACAGUUUUAUAUUCUGCACAUGGAAUAUAAUGUCUGUGGUUACUUAAAACGCUUUUACUAAAAAUUAACAAAACUCGCUCAGUUACGUGUUUUUGAACACAAAAGCACAUUAAAAUGUGAUAGUAUCUUGCCACACGAAAAUACACUAUAUUGCCUAGCAAUUGAUUCCUAUUUCGUUUGACACUCGCUUUAGUUGUCCCUAUGGCAAAGAUAGAAACGUCCAAAUAACGUCUAAAACUUCGUCCUUGUAAAAGACUUGUACUUAACUGGUUUUGUGACGUGUAUAAACGCCCAUUAUUUUUGGAGAAAGCGAUCGGGUUUAGUCUUAUAUAAUCGUUUGCGAAAUUAAAUGUGCCACAUUAUUUUUGACUAUAUUUACAGUGGUUUUAAAAAACCGUUCGUGUUUCUUGCAACAAAAAUGGGUGGUAAGAUAAUAUGUAGUCAUAUCGACUUCAAAUAAAUUAUGUCACAAAAAACUGUCCUAAAAUUUAAUAUCUCCAUCCACAUUCGAACAAUAAUCGAUGGUAGAUUAAACAUGUUUUAAUUCCAAAUGUAGAAAACGGUGCGGUCGGAUUUUGUUUAAGAGUCACACAAACCCCGCCGCCAUACAAACGAAGUUAGGCCCUCAUUUUAGAACGACAUUCUAAAAUAACAUGAAAUUUGACAUAAACAUUCAAGUAAUAUAUAUAAUAUAUAUCUACUAGCGAUCCGCCCCGGCUUCGCACUGGUUAAUAUAA